AAGAUCUUUCCUCCCAGUUUCUUUGACUCUAUGGAGCAUUUGCCUAUUCAUUUACCUUACAAGGCAAAGGUUGGUGCACCUAUCCAGUAUCGAUGGAUGUAUCCAUUUGAGAGGUUUUUACAACAUUUGAAGAAGAAAGCAAAAAAUCGAGCCUUUAUUGAAGGAUCUAUAUGUGAGGCUUAUAUGAUCAAGGAAAUUUCCUCAUUUUGCUCAUGGUAUUUUGAACCUACUGUGCAAACUAGAUUAAAUCAAGUGCCACGUAAUGAUGAUGGGGGAAACGUGGACUCUCUUGGUCAUCUUUCAAGUUUCACUCUUCUUAGGCGAGCUUUUGGUCCAUUAGAUAAAUCUCGAUUUUUAGACGAUGAUGAGUUUUAUGUUGCUGAGCUAUAUGUUUUAAUGAAUUGUGAAGAGAUGCUCCCAUAUAUUAAGUACCAUCCUACCAUAAACUCAAAUGAUUGAUCAUAAGAAUGAACUUAAUUCAUAAAUUGUGGAUAUGAUGAGAGGAUAUUUGAUAAAAUGGUGAAGAAAGAUGUUGUGCAUAUAUUAGAAGAUGAAUUGGAGAAAGUACAUGAUGCAAGAUUCAUGAAA
Messenger RNA from Theobroma umbraticum, 588 nucleotides. NCBI's taxonomy places the organism in Eukaryota, Viridiplantae, Streptophyta, Magnoliopsida, Malvales, Malvaceae. The record is from RefSeq and is a predicted model, not a curated record.